This is a messenger RNA of Solanum tuberosum (potato), 936 nucleotides long. RefSeq lists its product as uncharacterized. Bases 1 to 936 code for a protein of 311 amino acids. The record is from RefSeq and is a predicted model, not a curated record. Lineage: Eukaryota; Viridiplantae; Streptophyta; Magnoliopsida; Solanales; Solanaceae. The transcript is spliced from 3 exons.
AUGACAUCCAACAACCUACCUUUAAAUCCACCAUUCACUUUCACCGGUGAAAAUUACCAAAUUUGGUCUGUGAAGAUGCAAGCUUUUAUGGACGCAUAUGAACUUUGGGAAACUGUGACGGAAGAUAAACCACUUACUGCUCUACCAGCAAAUCCUACCUUAGCUCAAAUCAAAUCCAACAACAAAGAGAAGGCAAAGAAAUCUAAAGCCAAGUUGCUUAUGCAGAAUGCUAUGGCAGAUUCUGUGUUUUACAGAAUCAUGGCUUGCAAAAUAGCAAAAGAGGCUUGGGAUAGGUUGAAAGAAGAAUAUCAAGGCAGCGAUAGAACACGUCAAAUGCAAGACGAUGAAACAAUCAGUAAGUAUGCUGAUCGAAUCUCCUUAAUUGUUAAUAACAUUAGACUUCUUGGUGAAGAAUUUACAGACAAACGAAUUGUGGAGAAAGUUCUUGUGACUCUUCCUGAGAGGUUUGAAUCUAAGAUUUCCUCUCUUGAAGAAUCCAUGGACCUGGGAAAACUUUCAUUAGGUGAACUAAUGAGUUAUCUUCAAGCACAAGAGCAAAGGAGGACUAUGAGAAGGGACAAGUUCACUGAAGGAUCUUUCUCUGUACAAAAACAAAUAUUUGGUAAAGGAAAGCAACAGGUCAACCAAAAGAAUAAGGGCAAGCAUGAUGGAGGAAAUAAUAGUGGAGAUGUGAAGCAGAAUUCCCUCUAUGCAAACAUUAUGGGGCACAUAUCCAAGGUCUGCAAAUCAAGAGCAAAGGCCUCUGGUGCUUUGCAAGCACAGGUAGCAGAAGCUGUAGAUGCACAUGAGGAGCAACUCUUUGCGGUUUCAUACUUUUCAAUCAAUGAAUCCUCUGAUUCAUGGCUUCUUGAUAGUGGUUGCACACAUCACUUGUGCAAUGAUGCUGAAAUGUUCAAAUUCCUCGAUGAUACAUAA